CGAGCUGUGAUACGCCCCAUGUCCUUUUGCUGCCAUGUUUGUGUUCAAGUUCUCUGUGAGCCUUCUGGUCAUGGUGCUGGUGUCCUCUGCCUGGGCUGAGGAGCUGACUGAGUCUAAAGAUAAUCUAAUGGAGGAAGACCCUGCUGCUGAGCUUUCUGUUGGUGAGCUGCUGACGAGGGCAAACAAGAACCUCACCCCUGAGGCUGAUGAGCCUACUCUGAUUGGUGACAUUGCCAUUCCCUCUGAGAAAAAUGCUGACCCUUGCACAGCAACUGGAUGUUUGUGGCAAAAGUACAGUGAUGGAAGAAUCUGGGUGCCCUAUGUCAUUGCCAACCACUUCUCAUCUCGUGAGUUAGCCAUCAUCCAGCGUGGUCUAGACUCCUUUGCUGAAACCACCUGCAUCCGCUUCUUCCAGCGACAGAACGAGAGGGACUACCUCAGCAUUGAGUCACGCAGUGGGUGUUACUCGUUUGUUGGCCGUCGGGGAAAUGCCCAGACUGUGUCUCUGAGCCGUCAGGGCUGCCUGUAUCACAACACUGUCCAGCACGAGCUCCUCCAUGCUCUGGGCUUUAACCAUGAGCAGACCCGCAGCGACCGUGACAACCACAUCCGUAUUCUCUGGGAGAACAUCCAAGAUGAGUAUAAGUACGCAUUCAACAAGAUUGCCACUCUGAACCAGGGAACUCCCUAUGACUACAACUCUGUCAUGCAGUACCACAGGUAUGCCUUCUCUAAGAACAGCAAACCUACCAUGGAGCCCAUCCCCAACAGCAACGUGUCUUUCGGCGAGGGCAAACAGAUGAGCAGAAACGACAUUGACAGACUGAACAGGCUGUAUGGCUGCUAAUCAGUGGUAUACCUGUGGUCUCACUUCCAAUGGACUUAGGAGAAUUCUGCUGAAGGAGUAGAGUGACCUCUAGUGGUGGAACUAUCAGAACAUGUUUGUCUCAACAUCAAGGCUAUGUCAAAUGUAGCAAUCAUAAUAAAACCAGAUCGACUGAAACCAUAA
This is a messenger RNA of Esox lucius (northern pike), 1009 nucleotides long. RefSeq names its product low choriolytic enzyme. The coding region runs from base 35 to 847 and encodes 270 amino acids. The record is from RefSeq and is a predicted model, not a curated record. The transcript is spliced from 10 exons. Gene Ontology annotation, molecular function: metalloendopeptidase activity; zinc ion binding. Gene Ontology annotation, biological process: proteolysis. NCBI's taxonomy places the organism in Eukaryota, Metazoa, Chordata, Actinopteri, Esociformes, Esocidae.